Molecule: messenger RNA, 1497 nt
Organism: Sclerotinia borealis F-4128
Lineage: Eukaryota; Fungi; Ascomycota; Leotiomycetes; Helotiales; Sclerotiniaceae
Source: the annotation of a GenBank genome assembly
AUGGAGACGUCAAUUCUAGAAGUCAAUGAGAUCAAUGUGCUCACCUACAAUUGUUGGGGUCUCAAGUUUCUUGCUGACCUUCGAAAUGAGCGUUUGACAGAGAUUGGAAAAGCCAUUGGGUCUGCGAGUCCUACACCUCACAUAGUUGGUCUGCAGGAGUGUUGGACACAGCAAGACUACAAGAGUAUACGGAAGGAAACGAAACAUAUCUUACCUUAUGGAAAGUUUUAUCACAGUGGCAUAUUUGGAGGCGGUCUGGCAAUACUUUCGAAAUGGCCAAUAGAGGAAAGUUCUAUGUUUAGAUAUCCUCUCAAUGGUAGACCUACAGCAUUUUUCAGGGGCGACUGGUUCGUUGGGAAGGGUGUUGCUGGUGCCAGGAUACGAUAUGGACCAGGUCCAAAAGAUAUCGUGGAAGUCUUUACUACACAUCUCCACGCACCAUACGAAUCAGAACCAAAUGAUUCUUACAUAUGUCAUCGAACGGCACAAGCAUGGGAAAUAGCAAAGCUUAUGAGAGGGGCAGCGGAGCGUGGACAUCUAGUUUUAGGCCUCGGCGACUUCAAUAUGAUACCAUUAUCCCUCGCUCAUCGACUUAUCAGCACCCAUUCGCCCACUCGUGAUGUUUGGAUGGUUCAACAUCCCGAUUGCUCCAUUGGUGCAGCGGUUGACGAAGUCGAGAAAGCUAGACGACGUCCCAUACCGACUGCAGAAUUUAACUUACUCGAGAAUGGUGCCACUUGCGAUAGCGUAUUGAACACAUGGCGAUGGAAUAAAGGGCAACAAAAACGUCUGGGGCCAAAUCGACCAGAGAUUGAUAUUCCGGGAAAUACAUCUGAUCCUCGAGCCAAACGACUAGACUACAUCUUUGCCAAUACAUGUUUCGAUGCCAAUAAUCCAUCCGCAGGAGGAUGGAUUGUGAAAAGUGCACGUGUUGGUAUGCUCCAACGACAUUCGAAAUAUCAAUGUUCAUUGAGUGAUCACUUCUCGGUCGAAACAACAUUGGUACACACUAAAUAUGCUACACCAGCCCAGCAAAUCAUAGAAAAUAAAUCAGCAAUGUCCAACGGUAUCUACCUCCAAACGGCCCCUUCCGAAUCACAGCUCAUAAGCGUGCAUUCUCAACUCAACCCCCCAUCUUCCCCCCCUCACCUCCCAACCUCAACUUACGAUGAAAUCAUCACCAUGAUCCACAAAUACCGGCUCCGAGAGCGUCGCCAACGACGUCUUCGUCUCGGCCAUUUCGUCGCUUCUGUUUUCAUCAGCAUCGGCUGUUUCAUCGCUGUCUGGUGGAGUCCUCGUAAUUUCGUGGCGUUUUUACUCAUGUUAUUAUCGACUUUGGGUCUGGGAGCUGGUAUUGUUGAUGGUUUGAUUGGGGGUCUGUUUGUGGGAAGUGAGAUUAGAGCGUUAAAGGAGUUUGAGUGGGAAAUUUGUAAUGCGAGGGCGGGGGCUAGUGGGGAGCCGCUUGUGCUGGGUGAGGAGGGGAUUUUGGAUUGGUAG